Chelonus insularis is the source of this 2480-nucleotide messenger RNA. It is a transcript of the gene ENGase, whose product is annotated as Endo-beta-N-acetylglucosaminidase. The record is from RefSeq and is a predicted model, not a curated record. Gene Ontology annotation, biological process: protein deglycosylation. Gene Ontology annotation, cellular component: cytoplasm. Lineage: Eukaryota; Metazoa; Arthropoda; Insecta; Hymenoptera; Braconidae. The coding region runs from base 262 to 2001 and encodes 579 amino acids. The transcript is spliced from 6 exons. Gene Ontology annotation, molecular function: mannosyl-glycoprotein endo-beta-N-acetylglucosaminidase activity.
AUGAUGCUUAGAUGAUUAGAUGAUUUUAAAUUAAUUAUCAUUAAUUUAAUUAAACAACUGAUAAAGAUAAAAAAUAAUUAGUUUCCUUGUAUUACUUAGAUAUUGAAAAACUAGUCAUUUCCGGCAGUCUUUGUUGACAGUAACAAUAAAAUGAGAGAUUUAUUGGUGGAGUUGUUGAUUGAAAAGUUGUUUCUGUUUAGAAAGGAUCUUUAUAACACGUGAGAGAGCAUUUAAACUCAUGAAAUCUCGAUUCUAAUAAAAAUGGCUAAUAGUAUUGACACAUAUCAUCGUACUGCGAAACCUUUUGCUACGUUAGAUGCUCUUUAUGAUGGGUUAAAGAAUUUGGAGCCUUGGUUGGAUAUUGUCAAACUACGUGAAUGUACAGAUUACGUUUAUGAUGGAAAAGAAAUUUGUGAUUUGAAAGGAGUGACAGGUCGUUUGACAAAAUUAAAUCGCGAUAAAAAACCUAAAACAAUAAUUUGCCAUGAUAUGAAAGGAGGCUACUUGGAAGAUAGAUUUCUUUAUGGUUCUUUAGCUCAUGAUUCUUACUUAUUUUAUCAUUGGAGUAUUGUAGAUAUUUUCAUAUACUUUAGUCAUUAUCUAGUGACAAUACCACCUUAUGGUUGGAUUAAUGCAGCUCAUAAUCAUGGAGUUAAAGUGUUGGGAACAGUUAUUACUGAAAGAACUGAUGGUGAAAUUAUUUGGGAGCAUAUUCUUUCAUCAAUUGAAGAAACAAAAAAAUUUGCAGAUGCUCUUGUUAUGUUGGCAAAGUAUUAUAAGUUUGAAGGAUGGCUUUUAAAUAUUGAAAAUGAAAUACAAAAGGAUCACAUUCAACAGUUGCUUUAUUUUGUUCAGUAUUUAACUGUGGAAAUGCACAGUAAUAUUGAAGGAUCUGAAGUUAUUUGGUAUGAUAGUGUUACAAUUGACGGUAAAUUAAAGUGGCAAAAUCAAUUAAAUGAGCAUAAUAAAGAUUUUUUUGAAAAUUGCGAUGGAAUAUUUUUGAAUUAUAAUUGGACUGAUGCUGGAUUAGCAACUAGUCGAGCUAUGGCAGAUUUAAAUAAUCGAGUACAAGACAUUUAUGUUGGUUUAGAUGUUUGGGGUAGAGGAUGUCCUGGUGGCGGAGGUUUUAAUUCUAUUGAGGCAUUAAAAAAUAUACGAGAACAUGAUCUCUCAGUUGCCAUAUUUGCUCCAGGCUGGACACAUGAAAAUUUCAAUGCCAAAGAUUUUAUGUUAAUUGAAAAUAUAUUCUGGGCUCAACUCACUCCAUAUUUAUACGUGCAUGUUCCUAUUUAUGAAAAUGUAUCCUUUUCUUCAUCAUUCUGUAUUGGAUCUGGUGAAAAGUUUUAUUAUCACGGUGAAUGUGAUAAAUAUGCGGCACAACCGUUUUAUAAUUUAUCUUGGCAACAACCGCAAAUGUCUGUUCCAAGCAUACACUUAAAAUUCACAUCUGUACGAUGUCUGAAGAAAAAGAAUGAGGUAAAUGAAGUGAGUGAAGAAAAGAAAGAAAAAUUUAUUCCUGAAUGUAUAUACGAAACAGCGUUACAAGUCAUUACCGUUCGUGGUCAUGAAAUAAGAGUUGAGAAAAAGUUACAAUCAGAAUUAAAAAAUAAUAUUUAUUGCUCUAAAAGAUGUCCCUAUAAUGGUGGCAAAUCAGUUAAAAUUACCACAAGCGAUUCACAAGUAUACUAUAGAUUAUUUUUAGUGCAUUUGGAAUUUAAUUCUGAUGUUCAAAUAUAUGUAAUUCAUCGAUCUAGUGAAGAUUUAGAUACAAAUGAGGCAACCGAACAGACUGCAAAUCAUCCUACUUUGAUAUUACUCAGUAAUCAAUCAUUUCAAUUUAUGGAGCCUUAUGAGACAUUCGAAAUUAAUGCAAAAUGGAAAAAAAGCUACUAUCGUACUAUAAAUAGAACAAUAAAUGAAAUUGGAGUAAGGUUUUCAAAAACAGGUACAUAUUAUCUUGGAAAAAUAAACAUUCAGCCACUGCCAGCCAUUCAUUCAUAAAAUAUUUAUUCUGCUUAAAAUUAUUAAAUAAAAAUAGGUCUGAGCACACUUUAUUGGUGCUAACACGACAAACUUCUCAUUAUUAAUUGUUUAUAACAUAUUCAAGUUGCUAUAAACAAUACGUAAUUUUUGAAAGUCAUAUUUGAUUAUGUACAAUAAUGUUUUGUCAAUAUCAACUUAAUUUUUAAAUGAAAUUGUUAUCGUUUGGCUUUAAAGUCUUCUAAGUAGCUAAUCUUUUCACUUAUUUAUUAGUUAUUUUGUUAUAAAAAAAUGGCUCGACCGAAUUCGUUCAAAUUUCAUUUAGAUUUUCUUUAUUCUUUAUAUUAAUAUCUUUCGAAUAAAUUUUGAUUGAAGUCGAUAUUUCGAUCUUAAGAUAUAGAAAACGAAAAAAAUGCUGAGAUACAUACGUACACACUCAUUAUUAAAAUUAGUCAGUAUGCUCGCAAAUAUCUUGAAAUGUGAAGAUAUAAAAAUUCAAA